Messenger RNA from Serpula lacrymans var. lacrymans S7.9, 399 nucleotides. RefSeq lists its product as uncharacterized. Gene Ontology annotation, molecular function: hydrolase activity. NCBI's taxonomy places the organism in Eukaryota, Fungi, Basidiomycota, Agaricomycetes, Boletales, Serpulaceae. The transcript has 4 exons. The annotation marks the transcript as partial. The record is from RefSeq and is a predicted model, not a curated record.
UGGGUUUAUCGGACUUCACUUCCAUGGGGGAGGAUACAGAUAUGGUAGUGCAUUUUCUGAAGGCGGAUUUGCGCGAAUACCCAAAGGUCUCAUACACCGUCGAAUUUGCACUAGAGUCUUAUCUGUUCACUAUACGCUUGUCAACCAAAGUAUCUCAGCUUCUCCCAGCUCCUUCCCGUUGCAAUUGCUUGAAGGCCUUGCAGGCUACUAUCACCUUACUCGAACCCUUCACAUUCCUCCCAAACAUGUUCUCCUCAUAGGCGACUCGGCUGGGGCACAUCUCGUACUCGCACUCGCGCGAUAUAUACUAGAGAAUGAGAAUCUACAAACUGAGUCUGCGAUUGGACAAAAAUUGCUCGGGGGUGUAAUUUUGCUGAGUCCAUGGUGUGAUCUGACCGA